AGAAAAGAUCUUACGUCACGUGACCGCCUCUUACUCCCAAACCCAUCAUUUGAGGAAUAACGAUACAUAUUUCUGUGCUAGCAGCUGCAGAUAAGGCCUUUUCCUCCAAUGUGUUUUAUUGCAGAUUAAUCAAUAGGAUGCUAUUUAAACGGACGGAGGGCUUCUAGCGACAUUCCUUGACUACACUGGAGGUUGGUUUUCAAGGCAGCUGAGAUUAAAGUUUGUGUGCCUGUUUGCAAGUGGAGGAAAAUACUGAACGGUCAUCAUGGCAGAAAACAACUUCCCUCCCCUGCCUCGGUUCAUCCCCCUCAAGCCAUGUUUUUACCAAGACUUCAAUGAGAUCCCAGACCAGCGUCGCACCAUGUGCAAAAGGCUCUACUACCUCUGGAUCUUGAAUGCUGCCACUCUGGCCGUUAAUCUGAUUGGCUGUCUGGCGUGGAUGUGUGGAGGUGGUGGGGCGACAAACUUUGGCAUGGCCUUCCUGUGGCUCAUCCUCUUCACCCCCUGCUCCUACGUAUGCUGGUUCAGGCCCAUCUACAAGGCCUUCAAGACCGACAGCUCUUUCAACUUUAUGGCUUUCUUCUUCGUCUUCAUGGCCCAGGUGGUGAUCAGUAUUAUCCAGACUGUUGGCAUCCCAGGCUGGGGAGUGUGUGGCUGGCUGGCUACCAUCACCUUCUUCAGCACCAAUGUCGGCUCCGCUGUGGUCAUGUUGAUUCCCACCAUCAUGUUUACUGCGGUGGCUGUACUCUCCUUCGUCGCCCUCACGAAGGUUCAUAACUUCUACCGCGGCAGUGGUGGCAGCCUGGGUAAGGCCCAAGAGGAGUGGGCCACUGGGGCCUGGAAGAACCCCCACGUCCAGCAGGCGGCCCAGCAGGCGGCCAUGGGAGCCGCACAGGGAGCUGUGCAGCAGAACCAGUACUCGGCAGCUCCCACCUACAACUACGACGACCCGAUGUAGGCAGAGGAGGUGGCCAAGCUGCCGAGCGGGAGAGAUAAAAAGGGAUCAAUUAAGAACACAAUUCAAAAUUAGGUGCCCUUCAUUAUAACACUGUACAAGCUGAAUUCAACCAGAACAAUGUAGAGAAAAGUCAUGUUUUUGGUGUAAGAGUACUUUUAUUGAAUUCUGACGCACAUGGGAGUUAAUCAUUUAAAUCACUUCACAUUUAAAUUAACAGCCAGUUACUUUUUAAACCUCUUACGCUGCUCAAUUUUAGCUGGUCAGUGUGUGUGUGUGAGACACGUAAUAGACCGUACACCAGUCCCCUGAGCUCCAUCAGUUUAUUCAGGUAGGUUCUUCUGUCGUCAGCACAGAUCGUCUUCUCUGCCUUUGCCUGUGUUACACUUUCAGAACGUCUUUUAAUUACCUUUAAUGUGUUUUUAUAUUUACUGUAGUAGCUACUUUACAUUGUUAACAGUGUUUACUUUCAUUAGCCUUGAAGGUCACCAAACGCUUAAAACAUUUGACAAGUCUUACAUACAAAAUGUCCGGAGAACUUUAAUAAAUUAGUUCUCAUUAAAGGAAUAGUUUGACAAUUUGGGAAACACGCUUAUUCGCCUUUUUUGCUGAAAGUUGGAUGAGAAGAUAGAUAUCACUCUGAUGUCUGAAUGCUAGGCUAAAUAUGACGCUACCGCUAGCAACCGCUAAGCUGACCUUAGCAUAAAGGCUGAAAACAAGGGGAAACAGCUGCCUAGCUCAGUCCAAAGGUAACAAAACAACCUUCAGCACAUUUUAAACUCACUUACUGACACAUUUUAAAUCUUGUCAGACAGAGCAAGGCUAGGAGUUUCCCCCUGCUUUCAGUCUUUGUGCUAAGCUAAGCUAACUAGCCUCUGAUGUUAGCUUCAUAUUUACCAUACAGACAUUGAGAUAUCUGAUUUGUGCCAGUAAUUUUUGGUCAUCAGUCUAAGGGACAGACAGAUAGACAUAUAAAACAGAGAAACAUGACGAGAAGCUAAUUUGUUUUUAACAUGAUUUAAAUCAGAAUAAAUGGGCGGGAAGUGUAAUCUUGCACGAAAUGUACCAAGCAGGUAUUUUCCCUGACUCAGAAACUUUUAAGUCCUCAAAUAUUUUACAGUUCAUGCUUUGGUGACCUGAUUGUGUUCUUUGUUUGUUUUUUUACUGAUGAGAAGUUUCUCUGCGUCAGUUUAAUUCAACUUUUUCUUUUACAUUCUCAGGAAAGGUGUAAUAGCUGGUUUUAAAUUCUUACUGUGAAGCCCUUAAAAAGUGUCAACAUGUUGGGCUUCUGUCUCUUUAUAAUUGCCAUUUUUCAACCGUUUGGGGUGUUUGGUUUCUUCAUUACGCACCGGUUAUGUGUUUAGUGGGUUGAUUUCAGUGAAAUGUAUUAUUAUUACUACAUGUUAAAGUGAAGCACAUGCAGUAUUUAGGAUUGCAGUUCAUUGGAUAAAACAUUCCAAAACAACGCUGUACAGGUUAAAAGUGAAAGAAAACCAAAACAGGUUGGAAACACAGUACAUAUUAAUAAUCAUUGUCGUAGGUGGUCAUAGCAUCGUAUGAAGUGAUGGAUGUUUUCACCCCUUUGGCAAAUUCUCCCACUUACCCCUACAUGUAAAUGCUUAAAUGACUACUUCUUUCUGAAUCUCUGGACUUCAGGCCUUGGUGUGUCAUUUCGUGGCUGUUGGUGUUAUUCUAUGAGUAGGUGUAAUAUGAUAUUUAUAUAAAAGAAAAUAUAAAAUCUAAGCCAACUAUUUCUUUAUGAGGUGAAAUUGAAAGAGAGAAUAUUUGUGUGUUUCCGAGACAGUGUAAUUGAUUUCAGUGUCACUCAAGUCUUCUUUGAAAAUGUCUUCAAGAUUCAGUAGAUGGAUAUUACAGUAAUACAGUAUUAGACAUGAAACAGAUGUGAAGAUUUGUGUCUGAAUGCUCGUUAUUUAAAAAAAAACAACCUGUGAGAUGUCUUGUCUGAUUGUGAUGAUGUGGUAUUCAAUAGGCUGUUUGUUGUUUUUCUUUUUAGUUGUCGUUUUUUGUACCAACCUAUUUUUAUUUUGUGAUUUUUUUUGGAUGAUGUGUGGAUGAGUUUGAAACACAUGUUCGUGGUGUCUUUCCAUGGCUGUGGGUAACAGACUUUGAGUUUUUUUUUAUUAUAAUUAAAAAAGAAAAGAAAAAUUAAAGAUAAUGUUUUGCACUUUUUGAAGUCAGUGCAAACUAAAUUAAGAGUUGAUCACAGUGGAGCAAUACUAACUCAAAUAUAAUAAACAGUAGACUUAUUAGGAAGUGGGGUCCUGUUGUGCAGGCUUCAAAUAUGAGUAAUGACCAUAACAUUAACUGUUAUGAAUUAAAAAACAGGCCUGUUUUAUUAAGUUGGACACCACUAGUAUAAUUUUGCAUAACAAAUGCAUAACAUUUUCACCAGCAGAUGCACAUACAGUAGUUAUGAAGUAUAACCCUGUAAACAGUACAGUACCAUCCACAUGCUCAUCUGCAAAAGUUCAGCUGACCUUAAUUUAGUGUAUAGUCUGCACAAAGAUGAACAAACAAGCUACUUUUCUCUGUGUGUAGUACAUUAUCAAGGUCAAUUUUGGAUCAGUGCAAACUUUUUAUUUUUUGACAUAUGUACAUACAGCACAGGUAAUGUGAUGAUAGAAACUACAGCUGUAUAGUAAUCGUGCAGCAGGACCUGCAGUGCAUCGGAUGCUCCCACUCCUACUCUGCAUUUCACGCCGCUGUAUCAAAGCUUCUGAAAGCCAUUUCUCAUUAACUCCCCCAUGUUCCCACACGUUGUAUGUUGUUCGAUAUGUAUUAUCAUGUACUAUAUCAUAACUAGAUAUAAAUAUAUAAUUACUUGAGGUGCGGUAAAUAUCUGCCAUGGAUAAACACAUUCAGUAGAAACAUGCUCGAAUUAAGAGAAUGAAUUGUUUGAGGAGGCUGUGUCUCCAUGAGUGAAGUAAAUGAGGAAUACAUUUUUGUGUAUUACUUUUGUAUUAUUUGGUCUUACCCUAAUAGAUAUUAAACAGUUAUUGUUG
Messenger RNA from Centropristis striata (black sea bass), 3978 nucleotides. It is a transcript of the gene scamp5a, whose product is annotated as secretory carrier membrane protein 5a. Gene Ontology annotation, biological process: protein transport. The transcript is spliced from 7 exons. Gene Ontology annotation, cellular component: recycling endosome membrane; trans-Golgi network membrane. NCBI's taxonomy places the organism in Eukaryota, Metazoa, Chordata, Actinopteri, Perciformes, Serranidae. The record is from RefSeq and is a predicted model, not a curated record. The coding region runs from base 266 to 958 and encodes 230 amino acids.